AUGGUGUAAAUCACUGUGUAUAUGCACCAAGUAACCAGCGAGUCUGAAGCGGCAAAGGAGUGUACCACGCGUCAAUUCAAACUUUCGCGGGGUUUUUCAUGUUGUGAGCAAGGUUGGCGCGCGCGCGCUCGCAGACUUAAUCAACCAAUCACCGCUUCCGGUUGGCGCGCUCCCGCUCAGACCCAGCCAGCCAAUCACCUUCGGUUACCACGAGCCUGUUAUCAGGUUCGCGUUGCCAUGGAAAUAAUCAGCAUGCUGUCAACAAACAUAAUCAGCAUUCACAUGCCUUCCCUUGAAACUGUGUUUCCCAUGAUUUUUCGAGUAGCAGCGAUUGAUGGAUGGAGAUGAGAGAUUUUCGCCAAGUGUUUCUGCUCUUGCCCAUUCUUCUCAGUAAGUCUCACCAAGCAGGGAGGAUGUGUGGCCCCUCGGUUUUCUAUAGAUUUACCAGGUGCACGGGAAUAUGGUUGGAGGCUAGUAGCAAUCGGCAUUGCUUAACAGUGGACAACUGAGGACUUCAUAUUUUUCUGGCUCUGAUCAUCUCCCCACGUGAGGCUUCUUUAAACUAGGCAGCGGAGAUUCUAAUUUGAGAGACGCAAAUGAAAAAAUGCCAUUUUCGAAGGAUGUUGAGGCUGACUAUGAAGAAAGGUACCACCAUGCAAAUGAAGAAAAUCUCCUGCUGAAAAAAACAAUAAAUCAGCAGUUAAAAUUAAUCAAAAAAUUAAAUGCGUCUCUGCAGUGGUAUGGAAGAAAGGACUCAAAGGACGAUGAAAGGUCGCCCUCUCAAGAUCCCGGCAGAGAGUGCCGUUUGCGAGAGUUAGAAACUUCCAAUAAAAUCUUAUCAAAUAAGGUCAAAGUGCUGAAACAGCAGCUGAUAUCACUCUCUUCAUUUCAAGCAACACCAAAGCCCCCCACUUCACGAGGUGUGUCGCCAUCCAAGGAAUCCGUUCACUCUUUGCCCUCCAAAAGGCCGAAAUCAUCCACUGCGCCAUCUGAUCAACGGAAUCAAGCGGAGUCAAUGAUGAGCACAGCCUUGGAGGAAAAAAUGAAUGGACAACCUCUUUUCACAAUUGACGAAGACUUGGAAGGCCUCAGAGGUGGAAGUCAGUUGACAGUAUUUGAUGGUGAUCCUGGAAUGCGCUCAGAUUCGGCAGAAAGUGUCUGUGAUAUUUCUAGUAAACUUCUAGUCAAUGUUGAAGUCAUUCGAAUGAAGAGAAUGAUGAAAUGGCAAAAUGCUCAGCUGACAACUUUAUUAACCUGUGUUGACAAUUUGAAUCAAGAAAGUCAAUCGAUGAAGGAAACCAUGAACAGACUAUCCGAGGAAAAUAAUGAACUGAAGAGUUCGCUCUCGUUUGAAAAGAAAAGAUAUCAAAUGCUGCAACAAAAUAGCACGAACAAAGAGCAGGUGAAAGUGCUUGAGGAGCAAAUUCGGGAUCUGCAAGGUGAGAGAAACACUCUUCGAGAUCACAAUAAAAAAUUGUUGAGUUUAGCGGCAGAUCAUGAAUCUCAUAAAACUGAGCAUAUCAGAGCGGUAAUAAAGCAGACCAGGGAUGCUGAAUGUCAGAUGUCUUGUGAUUCUUUCCCAGUGAAAGAAUCAACAACGAUUAAGUUCAGUGCACCAUCCCAGAGAAAAAAUCAGCGCAAGCACAAGUAUGAUGCACUAUCUCACGAGGAGGUAUCAGUAAGCUCAAAACAUAGCAAACAAGAUAUUUCCUCAGACUUCUCCAAUGCUCUUGAUCUCUCCUCGUCCAGUUCUGCCAUUCUUGAUACGGAUGAAGGUCUCUCAGACCAUAGGCUUGGUGAACCCAUGGACACGGACCAAGUUGAAAGUGUUUCAUUCGGUGAUGCAAGUUAUUCAAAAAUUCCGAAAGAAAAAUCAUCUGGCACUAUCUGUAAUAAAAAUAGCACAAAAAGGAAGAAAAGUAAAAUGGAAGUAGAUAAAAAUGGACAAGAACUUCAACCAAAUGCAGCUGAUUGUAUUCCCUCAUCUGCUGGAAACGAUAAUGAAAAACUAGCUUCAAAGACUGAAUCCAAAGAUCUUCCCAACUUAGGAAAUGGCAAUGAAGAACUUUUACGUGCGGAACUUGCGGAGAAAUUGUGUGAACUUGAGAGGUGUCGGCAGAUGCUGAAGAUUCAGUGUAAUCUCAAUUCAAUUUAUAAAGACGAGGUUGAAAAACUCUCAUCACAGCUGAUCAAGGAGAGAGAAGAGACUCACAUUGAUGGUUCCGUCAGCGCAGUGGAAGUUAUGCUAAAAGAGCAUUUGGCCAAAAUAGAACAAUUUCAAGUUACCAAAACGCUUCGGUCUCAUGAACAGCAAACUGACUCCCAAGAUUUUCCUGACAAAUCACGAGCAGCGGAGAAUAAAAAGGAAGUAACGGUUGUUGUAGGAGUCAAAGAUGGCAAUACUAGUUUAAUAGAAGAAGAUGAAGUCGUCCAAAAAAGUAAUGAUGCUAAAAUUAUGGAAAAUCCUACAUUUAAUGCCACUGCAACAUCAGUGGGAAUCUCAAAGCAAUUGGAGUCAACAAAUCAUGUUGUCUCUGAUAGUAAAAGUGAAGAAAAUCCGUCCCUCAUUGCGCAAAAUGACGUCUGUCAGUUUGAGCUCUACGUUCAUGAGUUGGUUCUAUCCAGUCACACUUUGACUCCAAAAACGCAGCUAUUUUUGACGUGGGGUUUUUUAGAUCAAGAAGAAUAUGCUUAUUCGCCAGUGAAGCCUGUCAGUGAUCUUAAUUUCUCAUGUUCCUGUAUUUACAAAGGGCAUUGCAGCGAGGAAUUUCUGAAGUAUCUAAUCUCCCAUGGUGUUGUCAUUGAAGUGUACCAAGUUCUAGGAGAAGGAUGUUUCAAGAUUGCCGAAGCUAUGGUCGACACUAGUGCUGCUGUUAAAUUUCCAUCAAAGACUCAUUCCUCCAAAAUCCCGCUUGUCAGUCAAAUAAUUGUCGGUGCUCUACAUAGUUCUAUUAAACUUGUGUGCUCUUGUGAAUUGCGGCAGCAAUUCUUAUUGCAGAGUCAAACAAAGGAAGAAUUGAAAGGACCCGGUGUGGAAGCUGGACAGUGAAACAGUGCAAUAUAGUUUAAUCGUUCAAGUCAGUACCCUUUAAAUUAACUAAGGUACCGAUUCUUGUAAGUAGAAUGUAAGUUCUUAGACUGGUAAAUAUUGAAAAUAAAAAACAAAAAAGAAAAGA
Bemisia tabaci is the source of this 3176-nucleotide messenger RNA. RefSeq lists its product as uncharacterized. NCBI's taxonomy places the organism in Eukaryota, Metazoa, Arthropoda, Insecta, Hemiptera, Aleyrodidae. The record is from RefSeq and is a predicted model, not a curated record.